Messenger RNA from Cuscuta campestris, 1518 nucleotides. Lineage: Eukaryota; Viridiplantae; Streptophyta; Magnoliopsida; Solanales; Convolvulaceae. The record is from the annotation of a GenBank genome assembly.
AGUGACCCCCCUCCCCCUCCCCCUCCUCCUCGGGUACUAAUCUUCCCCCUCCCCAUUCAGAGCCCGGUCAACUCCAUGCUCAAGCUCGCCGAGCUCCUCUGCCUCCGCGGCCUCGCCGUCACGUUCCUCGCCACCGACCACAACCACCGCCGCCUCCUCCGCAGCGCCACCGACAUCGAGUCGCUGCUCUGGAAGAGGUACGCCGGCCGCUUCCGCUUCGAGGUCAUCCCCGACGGGCUCCCGGGGGACCACCCUCGCUCCGCGGAGCACUUGGGGGAGGUGGUCGGGUCUCUCGAAGCGGAGGCGGAGGCGGUGGUCAGGGGGAUGAUGGGGAGGUCGGAGGUGACGUGCGCGAUCGCGGAGGGGAUGUUUGGGUACGUUUUCGAGACGGGGAGAGAGUUUGGGGUUCCGGUUUAUGCUUUUGAGACCAUCAGCCCCUGCUGCCUCUACGUUUAUCUCUCCAUUCCUAAGCUCUUUCAGGCUGGCCAACUUCCUAUCCGAGGAGAAGAUUUGGACAGAGUGAUAGCAGGCGUACCGGGCAUGGAAUGCCUUCUCAGAGCACGUGACCUGCCCCAUUUUUUCCGGGCCCAAGAUCCAUGGGCCGAAAAGAACAUCGAACUGGUCAAGGCCGAAAUGCACUAUGUACCCAAAGCCCACGGGCUCAUACUCAACACCUUUGAAGACUUAGACGGCCCAAUCCUCUCCAACAUCCGCACCCACUGUCCAAAAAUGUACACAAUCGGCCCAGUCCAACAACACCUGAAGACCAGACUCGCCGGGAGUGAAUCACCCAUCUCUCACUCUUUCUGGGAAGAAGACAAAACUUGCAUGCAAUGGCUCGACCGGCAACCGGAUAAGUCAGUCAUCUACGUCAGCUUCGGCAGCCUCGCCACCCUAACGGCGGCACAAAUCUCGGAAUUCCGGCACGGUCUCGCCGCCAGCGGGGUUUCGUUCUUGUGGGUCGUAAGACCAAACAUUGUCCAAGGUCUGGAUGAUGAUAAUAAUAAUAAUUACCCAACAAAACUCGUACAAACCCCAACGGCCGGGUGUGUAGUGAGGUGGGCCCCACAGGAGGAGGUGUUACACCACCCGGCCAUCGGGGGGUUUCUGACCCACAGCGGGUGGAACUCGAUGCUGGAGAGUAUCAUAGCGGGGAAGCCGAUGAUAUGCUGGGCCUUGGGCGUCGACCAGAUGGUGACGAGCAGGCUGGUGAGUGAAGUGUGGAAGGUUGGGUUGGACAUUAAAGACAAAUGCGACCGCGUCACGGUCGAGAAUGCGGUUCGGGAGCUGAUGACGAUGGGAAAGAGAAGAGAGGAGCUGGAGAAAUCAAUGGAGAAGCUUUCAUGGCUGGCACGGGAGAGUGUCAAUGGCGGAGGUUCAUCCCAUGCUAGCCUUGACCAACUCGUGGAUGACAUAUCAAGAUUACGUUAGAUGAUAUGUUUGAUGCAUUGUUACCAUUUGAAUUUGAUACUUGAUACUAUAAUUGUAAAACUAUGUGCAUAAAAACUUCCAAUUUGG